AGAAAAUGUUUGCAGUAUUGAGUGCAUUGUUCUUCAUUGGAGGUUCGGGAGCCGUGAUAUACAAUCUCGAAGACUCGGAUUAUGCCCGCAUGCCGCCAAUAGUGCAGCUAGAUCCUUACGACGCCUGCUUCCGAGAUCCCGAUGACUUGUACUGCACUGCAAGACUGGUGCUGGUGUCGGACGAACCCAGCCCGUUGUUGUCGAUGAUAAAAGAAUAUUCAGCGCACAAAUCGACACACUACAACUACACAGAAUUAUACCGCGGUGUAUGUGUAACCCAAAACUGCAAGCAGUUUCACGACAAAACAACAGAGAACCUAACACUGACCCUUGAAGCAUGCUUGAACGAAUCCUUUUAUAGCAACUACGAAUUGAAAACUAGAGUGUUCGAUGACUAUGACUGUACCAAACGUGAGAGAUCUAUGAAAUUAGAUGAUGUGCAUUGGUAUGUUGCGGCUGUUUGUGUGUUAAUCUUAUGCGCUAACAUUGUCGGAAGCUUGUAUGAUUUCUCUUUUCGAGGAAGAAAAAAAACAGAGGAUAGUGCAAUUCUUAGGUUUCUCAAUUGCUUCUCAUUGCGUCGAAAUUGGAAGAAACUCGUAGGACCAGCUUCAGAAGACCGAGACCCACGUCUGCAAAAACUGCAAUGUAUUCACGGCAUCAGAGCGUUAACGAUGGGCCUGGUCAUCUCGGGUCACACAUUCUUGAUCCUCAUCGUUCUACCAGAAAAUCCAAAGUUCAUGGAAGAAAUGUACAUGAACAAUAUUAUCCGGAUAAUCGUGAACGGGACAGGCAUCAUGCAGACAUUUCUGUUGGUCUCUUCCUUCUUACUCGUCUACACGUCACUCAUAAACAUGGAGAAGAAGCAACUGUCAUGGACGAUGCUGCCCAAAUACAUCAUCAUGCGAUGGUUGAGACUGACUCCGGCCUACGCCCUGGUCGUAGCUUUAACCGCGACUUGGUUUGGUCGUAUUACAACAGGCCCAUUAUAUAAGAAACUGAUUGCGGAUGAAGUAACUGACUGCCGCAGUAGCUGGUGGCAGAAUAUUUUGUACAUCAAUAACUAUGCGGAUAACUCAGAAUGCAUGGUGCAGUCCUGGUAUUUAGGAGCAGACACGCAGCUGUACUACUUGGCAGCUUUCGUGUUCGUAACGUGCAGGACGAAUCGCUCCAGGAAGAUAGCUGUGACGCUAAUGUUUGUCUUGGGGACGAUCUUCGCUACCGGACACACUUACUUUCAACAAUUAAAUGGAGUUCUCGUGGUUUCUCCAAGCGUGGUCUUGAAAAUGUUUAUCAAAGACCCUACCUUCAACCAUCUGUACAAGAGAGGCCACACCAACCUGACGGGCUGCACCAUCGGCAUGGCUAUGGCCUACUUCGUCUACCACUGGCAGAAGAAAGGAGUUAAUAAAAAGAAAUUACAGAGCUAUCGCUUCUUAUACUGGACGCUGUUCCCGGUGGGCUGCCUGAUCUGUCUCUCCGGCAGCAUGUACUACGACGACGCGCCGCCUCCCCCGCCCUACGUCAACGUGCUGUUCGCCGCACUCCACAAGCCUCUGUUCGGAGCUAUGGUCGCUUCGGUUAUCAUCGGCGUUAUAUUUGAAGUUGAUGACCUAUACCGGUCUAUCCUGGAGUGGCCCGGCUGGACUGUCCCGAGCCGGCUCACGUACAGCACGUACCUCGUGCACAUCGCCUUCAUCAGGAACUACGGCUGCAUGCAAACCACUUUAAGAAUGUCUUAUCUGGUUCUAAUUCGUGUAGGACUACUAACUGUAGUAGCGUCCUACGCAUUGGGCUUGACUAUGUUCAUGCUGGUCGAGUCUCCCUUCGCAAACCUCGUCACCGAGUACACCAAGAAGAAAGCCAUACGUGAGUCCGGAAAGGAAAACGGAUCAGCCAAACACAUGCCAAAUAAAGAAAAUAAAAAAGUUUCUAAAAAAGAAUUGUGAAGGAAUAAAAGUGGAAUUAUGAUCGAAGAUUUGUGCUAGUUGCUCUAUUGUGCCAAAAGUGAGAAGCGGUGAGCGUAAAUAAAACAACU
Molecule: messenger RNA, 2035 nt
Organism: Trichoplusia ni (cabbage looper)
Lineage: Eukaryota; Metazoa; Arthropoda; Insecta; Lepidoptera; Noctuidae
Product: nose resistant to fluoxetine protein 6-like
Exons: 13
Coding region: 6-1946 (646 amino acids)
Source: RefSeq, a predicted model, not a curated record